Messenger RNA from Parascedosporium putredinis, 924 nucleotides. The record is from the annotation of a GenBank genome assembly. NCBI's taxonomy places the organism in Eukaryota, Fungi, Ascomycota, Sordariomycetes, Microascales, Microascaceae.
AUGCCGAUUCUCAUACCUGCCCGGAACUCGCGACACCGGUCAGCCUGCUUCGCCCUCUAUCGCGCCCUCUUCCGCUCCGCUCGGAAAAUCCCAGUCCCUUCAGACCUCGGUCGCGCCCAUGCGAAUCCUAUACACGAUGUCAUCCGAGGCCAGUUUCAGAGGAACCGAGCGGAUACCAGUCCGCGGCUAGUAUACGCCGCGCUCAGCGCUGGGUACAAGUUCCUAGCGCUAUUCGCCAAAGCUCAGGUCGAGGGCUCUCCCGAUCAUGGAGCUAUCAUUCAGCACCUCGGGGAGCGGUCCAAGACGACCGAUACGGCGAAACACAACACGCGGGCGAGGCGGGCCGAACAAUCCUCUCCAUCGCCUUCAGAACCUCCCUUGCUGACUCGGCUUCCCGAUAUGACGGGAAAUCCUGACAAACCACCACGGUACACGUGCACGAUACGACCUCUGUCAAAGUCCGCGAUCCGAGGAGAGCGCAAAAUCCCUCGCCUCUGCGUCACGACGGCUGGUUCGCCCUUUCUCCGAUUUACCAAGCCUCAGCCCAAAGUCCUCUCAACCAAACUCUGGCGUCUGGACAAGACGAUCAAUGAGCUCGUGGAAGCGACGUCAACCAUCAGGGACGAUCUUCUGGACGUCGCGAGGGACGAGGAUGCGUGGGAUCAGAGGGUAAGGGCCAUGCUCGCGAAGGAAUCCUCCGAGCGGAACUUGUCUAGCGUCGAGCUGGACGAGCUUGCCGAGAGGUCCGAUGCCACGUAUACCAACACGUAUGACACAAUCCGGAGAGGGAUCCAGAAGGACAUUGAAUACAUUAGGAAGGACAAUAUCGCUAGAGCGGCCGCAAUGCUUGAGCUCGUGCGCAAGGAGAAAGCCCUUGCCGAGUCCGAGAGGGCAGCAGAAGAAUCAGGCAAGAUGGCGACAUAA